Messenger RNA from Carya illinoinensis, 2654 nucleotides. RefSeq lists its product as uncharacterized. The record is from RefSeq and is a predicted model, not a curated record. Lineage: Eukaryota; Viridiplantae; Streptophyta; Magnoliopsida; Fagales; Juglandaceae. Gene Ontology annotation, molecular function: protein binding. The transcript is spliced from 9 exons. The coding region runs from base 201 to 2318 and encodes 705 amino acids.
UAAAGUUAUAUAUAUCAUUACUCAACCUUGGUUAGCUGGUUAGCUGUGCAGCCAUCAUUUCUUGAUAGACUACCUGCGACUACAACCGCCAAGUGAAACUUAAAGCUAGGAGCGACAGCUUUGGAAAAUAGUCUUCCAGCAGGUAGCUGCCUCGCAACUCACCAGAUAGAUUAUAUAUAUAUAUAUGCUCAUAGAUUAAGAUGGAAAGAAAGAGUACUGCCUUUUCUGCGGCUAUUCCUGAAUUGAUUGACGAAUAUGAUUAUGCGGAAUGGGCGAUUCGGAUGCGAACCUACUUAAAGGCUCAAGAUCUUUGGAAGGACAUCAUUGACGAUAAUGGAAACCCAAUCCCAGCAUUUCUUCAGCAAGAAAACGAACAUGAAGCUAUUAACGAUUGGAGAAGGAGGAAUUACAUGGCUUUACAUGUGAUCCAGAUUUCAUGCGGCCCAGACGCACUUUCCAAGAUUAGGACCAUUAAUAGUUCAGCCAAUACUGCUUGGCAAAUUUUGAAAAAGAAGUAUCAGCUUGAUAUGGGCAGCGUCAACAAGAGCUAUCUUCUGUAUGCGGACUUAUACAGGGCUGUGCUUCGUGGUAGUUGGCCUGUUGCAGAGGACUUUCUUAAUUCUCAACCUGAUGCAGUAAGGCAGGCAAUCACAUAUAAAGGCGAAACGGCUCUUCACAUUGCUGUUGCUGUUGGACAUGCCCAUAUAGUCCAGGAGUUGGUGGGUCGAAUGUCGAGAGAAGACGUGGGAAUUGCAGAUGGUGACGGUUACACAGCUCUAAUGACGGCUCUUGUGUAUGGAAGAUCAGAUCAACUGGUGCAGUAUUUGUAUCCUCUCACUUCGCUGAAUGAUCUGGUCCUUGCAGAAAAAGGUCGCAAGGGAGCUAUGCUUCUUACCCGUACAAUAUAUACCAGAGAUUUGGAUCUUGCUUUGGAUUUAAUCCGGCGGUAUCCAAGUUUGACACAUGCUCUUGACGACCGCGGCGAGAUCCCCUUCUUAGCAUUGGCUUCUAUGCGGAACGCAUUUCCGAGUGGAAAUCAGCUCGUCUUUUGGAAAAAAUGGAUCUAUUCCCGUAUACGCAUCGACCCAUCGGCUCCUGCCAACGGCAUUGCAACUGAUCCGUUGAACAUUGUGAACAUUGAAAAUGGCCAGCACAAUCAAGUUCCACCAGUCGGAUCAGUGCCAAGGCCAGCAGUGCUGUUUCGCCAGCUAGUUUCAGUAAUUGUCCGCAACUACUUGUUGGUGCCUGCAAAAUCAAUUGUCAGCAAGUUGUUGGGAAUCAAGCAAUUAUAUGACAUGAAGAAGAUCCAUAAGCAAUCCGAAGAACUUCUUUCCUGCAUGUGCAAAGAGAUAUCAGAAUCAUCCCAAACUGGACAACUCAAAAAUAUUGGUGUGGUUUAUGACGCAAUCAGCCGUGCUGUCAAGAAUGGGAUUUCCGAGUUUGUUUUUAAGAUAGUGGAGAUGGAUCCGAGCUUUUUGGGGAAUAGAUAUAGAAAUUCGAGGAACAUACUUAUGCUGGCUGUUCUGUAUCGUCAGUCUAAGAUUUUUAACCAUAUAUAUGGGCUUGAUGAGAAGAAUGCUUUGACAUCUUAUGGAGAUCGCAAUGAUGAUAACAUGUUACAUAUGGCAGGAAUGAUAGAAGAUUCCACUAUGCUUAAUCAAAUAUCUGGUGCAGCUUUACAAAUGCAAAGAGAGUUACAAUGGUUUAAGCAAGUGGCGGGAAUUCUCAAUCCCAAGAUUAUAGAAAGCAUUAAUAGAGAUGGUUUAACUCCCCAAGAAUUAUUUGCAAAGAACCAUGAGAACAUGAUUGAAAAGGGAGAGAAAUGGAUGAAGGACACAGCAUCAUCAUGUACAGUGGUGGGUGCUCUAAUUGUUACUAUUAUGUUCUCUGUAGCUUUUACGGUUCCAGGUGGUAACGACCAAACUACAGGCUUUCCAAUAUUUUUAAAGAAAAGAUUGUUUAUGUUCUUUAUAAUAUUCGAUGCAUUGUCCCUUUCUUCGUCCUCAACUUCAGUCUUGAUGUUCUUGGGAAUUCUCACAUCACGUUACGCUGAAGAAGAUUUUCUAGAGUCUUUGCCUAGAAAGAUGAUUAUAGGUCUUUUAGUCCUUUUCUUCUCUAUUGCAACCAUGAUGAUAGCCUUUUCUAUUGCUCUUUUAAUCAUGGUACGUGACCAAUAUUCAUGGAUGGUUAUUCCUAUCAUUUGUUUGGCAUGUGUCCCAGUCACCAUUUUCAUAUCGAUACAGUCCCGCCUUCUUUUUAAAAUGAUCAAGUCAACCUAUUUCCCUGGCAUCUUUAAUAGGAAGAUAGAGUUGAGAUGAAUCUUGAUUUUAACUAAUCCAUUGUGCAACAUGGUGUUUGCAAUAUAACCUUAAGAUCUCUUUAGUGGUCGGCAACGCAAGAGUUUGCAUUCUUCUAGUUUGAGGCUACAGGGAAGAAGGCUUCAAGUUUGUGCUGCUGAAAAGUGUAGAGAGAUUUAUAACUUUGAUCUUCAUUAUCUCACAAGUUCAAGGGUGGGAGAAAAUUGAAAAAUUUCUCGUUUGGCAGAUAUUUGUGUUUAGUGUGUUUGUAAGAUUUGUAUGUAUUAAGAUUUUACGUUUUAGUGUUCUAUGUUAUCUCUACUGACUACUAGUAUUUUAACUCCAUAUUUCUUCCUA